CAAUUUACCUAUAUAAACAACAUAAGACUACUGUUUCACUCACAUAUCUCCAUCUCACAAUCCCAAAUCCAAAACCAAACUCUGAUCAUCAUCAAGAAAAAAAUCGAAGAUCAUCAACAUCAUUAAUGGCUUAUCCUUACCCAUAUCAACAGCAACCACAGCCCUCCGCCUCCGCCCCUAUGCCGGCGGUUCCCACCACCGUGUUUGGCCCACAGUACUGUGCUCCGUACCCGGUGGAUCUGGCUAUCGUUAAGAAGGUCAUGACCAUUUCCGACGGAAACUUUGUUGUCACUGACAUCAACGGCAACAUCGUCUUCAAAGUUAAGGGCUCUCUCUUAACGCUCCGUGAUCGCCGUGUCUUGAUCGACGCCGCCGGCAACCCCAUCGCCACUCUACGCCGCAAGAUAAUGACUGCACAUGAUCGCUGGCAAGCUUAUAGGGGUGAGAGCACAGAGGCCAAAGAUCUCAUCUUUACUUUGAAGAGAUCGUCACUGAUCCAGUUUAAGACCAAAUUAGAUGUGUUUUUAGCCACUAACACCAAAGAAGACGUUUGUGAUUUCAAGGUUAAAGGGAGUUGGUUUGAACGAUCUUGCGUUGUUUAUGCUGGAGAAUCUAACACCAUUGUUGCCCAGAUGCAUAAGAAGCACACUGUUCAGAGUAUUUUGAUUGGGAAAGACAAUUUCACGGUCACGGUAUAUCCCAACAUUGAUUAUGCGUUCAUAGUGGCGCUUAUUGUGAUUCUGGAUGAGAUUAACGAGGAUGAGAAGGCUGAAUAAAACAAUGUAAUAUGUAAUGUUAGCGCAACCUGUUGUACUCUUUUGUCAAUAGUACUGCAUUAGGGAGAAUUACACUCUUCUCACAUAGGUUUGUCAUUAUUACAUGGAUAUUUUUGCAAAUUCUUUUCUUUAUAUAUUAUUUAAAAUAA
This is a messenger RNA of Lotus japonicus, 925 nucleotides long. RefSeq names its product protein LURP-one-related 10. Lineage: Eukaryota; Viridiplantae; Streptophyta; Magnoliopsida; Fabales; Fabaceae. The record is from RefSeq and is a predicted model, not a curated record. The coding region runs from base 126 to 776 and encodes 216 amino acids. The transcript has 3 exons.